Drosophila willistoni is the source of this 783-nucleotide messenger RNA. RefSeq lists its product as uncharacterized. Lineage: Eukaryota; Metazoa; Arthropoda; Insecta; Diptera; Drosophilidae. The record is from RefSeq and is a predicted model, not a curated record. Bases 49 to 729 code for a protein of 226 amino acids. The transcript is spliced from 2 exons.
CCGUUAUAAUAAACAAAAAAAAAUAUCGGAACAAGUGAAAAAUUAAAUAUGGAGGUAACGAACACAAGAUAUAAUUACCUAGUAGGUCUUCUCAAGGAUGCGGGCAUCUAUGAAGAUGGCAUGAAGUUGGAUGAGAUGCGCCAACUAGCCAAGGCAAUGAAAAUGUCGGUGGACUCCCUUCGCGAAUCUGAAGACACCGAUCUUCAACAUGCUCUCAAGGAAAGCGAAGUGGACUUUUUGGUAGCCGCCCAUCCAAAUGAUCUCCUCUCCUCGACCAUGAUAGGAGCUCCAGCCUUAGCUAUGGACUCAAGGUCAUUGUCAGUAGAAGAACGGGGCAGUUUUGAGUGGAGCUGUGACAGUCCACCCUCUGGUCCCAUUGUAAUAAGAGUUCAGGCGACGGUGCACCACCCGCAUAAUUGGAGUCCCGAUUCGGAGGGACGAUCCAUACGCAAGCGUAUAGCCAACGAUUCAGAUCAUCAUAUUUCCAACGAAUUCUUGGCCAAGCGACCGCUUGCUGAGCAGCAGCCGAAUGCGGAGCUUAAUGCCUCUCCUAUACCACUCACCCAUGGUGACUCUGGCUUCACUGGCGAAGAAUUUAGCUCACUAUCCAGCAUAAGCGACUCCAGCUCAGUGCCUUCCAUUGGCGAAAUGCCCAGUCGUUUGUUGAUCAGCACCAGCAGCGCCGCUGUUUCGGACUUUUCAAGCAGCCAAAUAAUAGAAAUGGAUUAACAAAGUAUACAUCAACAUAAUUAAAAUUUGUAAUAAAAUCAUACAGAAUUUAAA